ACAAGUGUGCAAGGGGACGCUUUCAUGUGAGGGACCUCUGCACGCGUCCACACGGUCUUCUACAGCUGAUUUAAGGUGAAGGUCAAGCUUUUGUUACACCUGCCUUCACCAAGGUGGAUGCAGGUAGCGAAGCCUCCAUCACAUGAGAUUGGAAAUCGGACAUAAGUUGGAAAAAUGGCUGGACUGAUCAAUUUCGAGGACGAAAACGAAGUGAAGCAGUUCUUGGAUAACUUAGGACUGGAGUACAGUUUCCAAUGCUACAAGGAGAAGGAUCCUGAAGGGUGUCAAAGACUUGCUGACUAUCUGGAAGGAGUGAAGCGAAACUAUGAGUCUGCAGCUCAAGUUCUCAAACACAAUUGUGAGACCAAUGGACACGCAGAGAGCUGCUACAAACUGGGAGCUUACCAUGUCACAGGCAAAGGUGGUGUCCCUGAGUGCCUGAAAACAGCCUACUCCUGCUUUAUCCGCUCCUGCGACACUGAAGGAAAGAAGUCUGUAGACGCCUGUCACAAUGUUGGCCUUUUAGCCCACGACGGACGGGCAAUGGAAGGAGGGCCCGACCUCACGGUUGCUCGGAAGUACUACGCCAAGGCCUGCGAUGGGGGCUUUGCCCCCUCCUGUUUUAACCUCAGUGCCCUUUUCAUUGAGGGCAAAUCCAAAGGGCUGGAACCAGAUAUGACUCUAGCUUUGAAGUAUGCCAACAGAGCCUGCGAGCUGGGCCAUGUGUGGGGUUGUGCCAACGCUAGCCGAAUGUACAGACUUGGGGAUGGCACAGAGAAGGAUGAAAAGAAAGCAGAGGAGCUGAAGAACCGAGCGAAGGAGCUGCAUGGUCUAGAGAAGGAAAGACAACUUAAAUUUGGGGAGUGAUUUGAGAGCGCCCGUGAAUUCAUCACAUUGUUGCAUAAGUAAAAAGAAAACCAAGGCUAAUGGUUGAAAGUUUGGCAAUUGUAUUUUUGAAUGAAUUGGUUUGACUUCUGUUUUUAAAGUCUGAACAGAAAGAUUG
Molecule: messenger RNA, 1003 nt
Organism: Oryzias latipes (Japanese medaka)
Lineage: Eukaryota; Metazoa; Chordata; Actinopteri; Beloniformes; Adrianichthyidae
Gene: coa7
Product: cytochrome c oxidase assembly factor 7
Cellular component (GO): mitochondrial intermembrane space
Molecular function (GO): protein binding
Source: RefSeq, a predicted model, not a curated record